Molecule: messenger RNA, 1507 nt
Organism: Stylophora pistillata
Lineage: Eukaryota; Metazoa; Cnidaria; Anthozoa; Scleractinia; Pocilloporidae
Source: RefSeq, a predicted model, not a curated record
UUGUGGAAAUCUAGAAUUCAGGGAAAAUUCAUAGAAACUGCAAUGUUUACAAAUACCGGAAGUCACGCAAUCCCUUCUUCACAGUAUCUAUUUUGGCGGGAAAGCAGGAAAACAAGCCGGGAAUUUGUAAGAAGAUGGUGUCUGGAGCUAAAGAGAAGCAAAAACAGAUAAUAUUGCUUAUGAUGAUGAUGCUGGAUGAAGAGUUGCCAGUCACUUAUGCAAAACGAAUGUGGGCACAGCAAUGGCUCCUACGAAGAGAAGAAACAGGCGGGUUCCAUACAAUUUUUCAGGAACUGGCCGCUGAAGAUACGCCUGGAUUUAGCAAGUACACGAGGAUGCUCUAUCCAAAAUGUGUUGCUUUAACUGAGCUGAUAGCGCCAUAUAUUAACAAGGAAGAUACUUGCACGAGAAGCUCUAUCUCAGCAAGCGAAAGGUUAGCCUUGACCCUACGCUUUCUCACUACAGGCGAAAGCUGUCAGUCACUUUCCUUUCAGUUUCGCAUUGGAAAAGCAACUGUCAGUGGAAUUGUCACAGAAGUGUGUGAUGCAAUUUACAAUGUGCUUGGAAAGGACUUUCUUCAGACACCUCAGCAAGCUAAGACAUGGUCUGAAAUAGCAGAACUGUUCCAUUUGAGAUGGAACAUACCAAAUAAUAUUGGAGCAAUAGACGGAAAACGUAUUCUUAUACAGAAGCCUGCUUAUGCUGGUUCACACUUUCAUGAUUACGAAGGAAAUGAAAGCAUAAUUGCCCUAGUUGUUUCCGGGCCAGAUUAUGAAUGCUUUUAUGUUGAUGUGGGCACUAAUGGAAGAAACCAAGAUGGGCAUGCCUGGGGCAGGUGCUUCCUUAAAAAGGCACUAGAUAGUCCAGACAACCCAUUAAAUGUGCCACCUCCACGCCCACUGCCAGGGCGUGUGACACCAGUCCCUUUUGUUCUCACCGGUGAUGAGGCCUUUGGGUUAGCAAAGUACAUGCUUAGGCCUUAUCCCAGCAGGAAUCUCACUGUGGAACAAAGAAUUGCCAACUAUCGCAUUUCGAGGGGUAGGAGAAUUUCGGAAAAUAUUUUGCGAAUUCUUGGAAACAGGUGGUGUUGCUUUAGAGUGCUAUUUUUGUUAGCUCCAUAUAAAGUAAAGAGAAUUACCCUGGCUGCACUUACCCUUCAUAACUGGCUAAGAGCUGAUACCAGUACUCGAAACAUUUAUUGUCCACCCACACUUAGUGACAGGGAGGAUCCAGAAACAGCAGAAAUUAUUCCUGGGUCAUGGAGAGAUGACAUACCAGCAGAUUCUUUCCUAGAUUUACAACCUUCAGUAUCAAGAAAUUGCUCUAGUGAAGCUAAAAAUAUGCGGGAAGAAUUCACCCAGUGGUUUAACAAUGAAGGCAUUUGUCAUGGCAAAGACAUAUGUGCCGAUUGUAAACCCAUUGGACAUACAAAAUGCAUGAUAAAUCCUUUCAUGAUCACUUCCAGAGAAGUGAUGAAUAUGUAACUUCUCCUUAGAUUAUCAAGACA